AUAUUUUAGUUUUGUUAAUAUGAGACGGAGUAUAUAUAUAGUAUUAGUAGUUGCGGAGUUUUGGUGCAUAUAUCAGGCUCUAUAUUGGUGACAUGGAGUUCUUUUCACUGGAAACUAAUUUGGAGAACGAUCUAAAUAACAUGAGGAAGUAUUAUGAGAGUGGAAAAACAAAAGAAGCGUCAUGGAGAGAAUCACAACUAAAAGGGUUGCGUAACUUUGUCAUAGAAAAUGAGGAGAAUAUCUUGAAGUCCCUUAAGAAGGAUUUAGGGAAGCAUCAUGUUGAGGCUUUUAGAGAUGAGGUUGGAAUUUUAAAGAGAUCCAUAGAUUUGGCAAUAAAAUCCUUCAGAAAAUGGAUGUCUGGCAAAGAGGCUAAACUGCCACAAAUAGCAUUGCUUUCAAGUGCAGAAAUUGUUGCUGAGCCUCUUGGUCUAGUUCUCAUAAUCUCAUCAUGGAAUUUUCCGUUUGGAGUGUCCUUGGAGCCAUUAAUUGGAGCUGUAGCUGCUGGAAACAUUGUAGUUCUAAAGCCUUCAGAGAUGGCCCCUUUUUCAUCUUCACUUCUAGGCACUGUUCUACCAAAUUAUUUGGACAUUAAUGGCAUUAAGGUCAUUGAAGGUGGACCAGAGGUGGGAGAGCAACUCCUACAUAAAAAAUGGGACAAGAUUUUCUUCACAGGAAGUGCACGAGUGGGGAGGAUUGUUAUGUCUGCAGCAGUGGAGCAUCUGACUCCUGUAACUUUGGAGUUAGGUGGAAAAUGUCCAGCACUGCUUGAUUCACUUUCAACUUCUUGGGAUAGAGAGAUGGCUGUGAAACGAAUAUUGCUUGCAAAGUACGGGUCUUGUGCAGGACAAGCAUGCAUAGCAAUCGAUUAUGUCCUUGUAGAAAAGAGUUUCAGUUCCACAUUGGUGGAAUUAUUGAAGGAAAACAUUCAGAAAAUGUUUGGAGAUAACCCAAAAGCAUCCAACACCAUUGGAAGGAUUGUUAAUAGAAAACAUUGCAACAGAAUCAAGAGUCUUCUCAAUGAACCUAAGGUCAAAGAAUCAGUGGUUUUUGGUGGUUCUAUGGACGAAGAUGACUUAUUUAUGGAACCAACAAUAUUACUGGAUCCACCACUUGAAUCAGCAAUCAUGACAGAAGAAAUCUUUGGGCCCCUACUUCCCAUAAUCACACUGGAAAAGAUUGAAGACGGUAUUCAGUUCAUAAACUCAAAGGGUAAACCUCUAGCAAUUUACGCCUUCACGAAAAACCAAACUCUUCAGAGAAGAAUGCUAUCAGAAACAUCAUCUGGGAGUAUUGUUUUUAAUGAUGCAAUUCUACAGUAUGUAGCAGAUACCCUCCCAUUUGGAGGAAUUGGUGACAGUGGAUUUGGCAAGUAUCAUGGGAAGUUCUCCUUUGACACAUUCAGUCACCAUAAGGCUGUGGCUAGAAGAAGUUACUACACUGAUUUUUGGUUCAGGUUUCCUCCAUGGAAUCUUAACAAGUUCCAACUACUUGAAGAAGCUUACAAUUUAAACUACAUUGGAAUGCUUCUUGUCUUACUUGGCUUAAAGAGAUCAAAACGCUCAUUAUAUAUGGCUUGUAAUUGAUUGCCAAAAGUUUCAUAAUCACUUCCCUAUUUAUUUUAACAAGGAUCAUCCAAUAAGGAUAGCUGGAUCAAGUUAUUAUGUAUUUCUAGACUUAUGAGUUAUGAUGAUAUUUAUGCUAUUAAUAAAUAAAUAAAUUCAAGUGUAUUUUUUCUUU
Molecule: messenger RNA, 1737 nt
Organism: Trifolium pratense (red clover)
Lineage: Eukaryota; Viridiplantae; Streptophyta; Magnoliopsida; Fabales; Fabaceae
Product: aldehyde dehydrogenase family 3 member F1-like
Exons: 10
Coding region: 93-1583 (496 amino acids)
Biological process (GO): aldehyde metabolic process
Cellular component (GO): cytoplasm
Molecular function (GO): aldehyde dehydrogenase (NAD+) activity
Source: RefSeq, a predicted model, not a curated record